CCACGACGUUGGGUCCUGUCUGGCUGGUCACAUCAAAAGGCAGCCAAUUUGCGAAAGGACUCGGCGCGAACCCCUCCAUCAUAUCCGUCGGAUAUCCACAGCUUUGACAUCGUACAAGGCGCCCCAAGCUCGUUGAUUACGACGCCCUUCUUGUUCCUUGUCUCGUUUAAUUUCUUUACUUACGACUUCUUUUUAAACUUUCGUCCUGAACGUCCUUUUUUCUCACUUGAGUAGUUCCUACUCGAAUUAAUCUCCCGCGACGAAAGAGCUUUGAGUUCAGCGUUGAUAUCCUCCGACCCGGUAACCCCCCGCCUGUCUUUUCGUUGCGCGCCUGUGUGCCACACGGAGUGUCCAUCUUGAACUCGAUUUUAAAUACAGCAAAGCACAAGAUUCCAAAAUUAUGGCGUACAACCGACCCUAUAACCCGGACGAGCUUCCCAGGUUCGCAGAGCCCGAAUCAAAGGGCAGCAACCAGAAAACUUCGUCUCCUGCCCAAGCAAGCCCCCAAUACCACCAGCCGCCGCCCCCUCAAAGCCGAUAUGAGAACAAGCCUGUCCCUCCCCGGCCCGACCAAAGGCCUCUUGGUAGCGCGACACAGCAGCGCCCACCAGUAAUCAGCCGUCCGCCGCCGAGUCCCGCACCACCCGAGACAAGAGAUGGCAACGAUUCGACCCUGAGGCCGCUGUUCAGGGCAGUCGACAAAGACGGUACCGGCCAGCUUUCUGAAAGGGAGCUCUCGGCGGCCCUCGUCAACGGAGACUGGACAGCCUUUGACCCGCACACGGUCCGCAUGAUGAUCCGCAUGUUCGACGCCGACCGCUCCGGCACUAUUGGUUUCGACGAGUUUUGUGGUCUCUGGUCGUUCCUGGCCAGCUGGCGCACGCUCUUUGACCGCUUCGACACGGACCGCUCCGGCAGCAUACAGCUCGAGGAGUUCCGCAACGCGCUCGUCGCCUUCCGAUAUCGGCUGUCGGACCGCUUCACCGAGCUGCUCUUUAGGACUUACGACAAGCGCGGCGAGGGCUCCAUGAGCUUCGACCUGUUUGUUCAGAGCUGCAUCUCGCUCAAGCGCAUGACGGACGUGUUCAAGCGCUACGAUGACGACCGCGACGGCUACAUCACCCUGAGCUUUGAGGACUUUUUGACGGAGAUUCUGAAGCAGCUCAAGUAGUGCUGAGAAGCGACUUGUCGAGUGCGCUGUGGGAACGUAUAUUUUUGUGGGGGAAGGCGGGAUGAUAAGACUGCUGAAUAAAACAUCAAAGAGAAAAGAGCCUAAACAAUGAAGAGGGGGAAUAGGGAUGCAUCAGGAGCAAUGGCCCAUCAUUCUGGGUAAUUUGUAGUAUUAUUCUUUAUUGUUUCGUCUGGCGGCCAUUUCAAGACUCACCAAGUGGCUUGCGCUCAUUUCACGGUUGAAUAGACGCAUCAGGCGUCCAUUACCACAAUCCGUUACGCAAUCCAAGCAUGAAGUGCAGGCCUCUUGACGUUGUUGACCCCUAUAUAUGUCUUGGUGCUUGGCAGCUUGUAUCUAUCCAGCCUUGCCAGGUUUCCGGGUUGCCAGGACUGUGGAAGUAGCACAAAGGAACGCCA
Molecule: messenger RNA, 1587 nt
Organism: Pyricularia grisea
Lineage: Eukaryota; Fungi; Ascomycota; Sordariomycetes; Magnaporthales; Pyriculariaceae
Exons: 4
Coding region: 401-1171 (256 amino acids)
Molecular function (GO): calcium ion binding
Source: RefSeq, a predicted model, not a curated record